AUACUCAAAUCGCAAAUCAACAAUGGCUGGAAUCAUAUAUAUACAAUGCAAAUCACAAAACCCUAAUUCCUAACUGGAUUCUCUCCCGAUUCGUCCAUGGCAAGCUCAAAUUUGCCUUUCCCUUUCCUUGUACUAUAUUUUUCCGCUUUUUUCUAUCUCUGUGUUCGGUCUCAAGGAGGAGGCUACAUCGUGGGGGAAAUAUCAACCAAGGGAAUUGAUUUUGUCAAGGAUUUGCUUAUAGAGAAGGUGGAGGCCUCACUUGUCCCGCUAGGGAUUUCCGAUAUCGAGAAGGCUGUGAAAAUCCCGCUCAUAGGUAAGGUUCAUAUGGUUCUGUCCAAUAUUACGGUUGACAGUAUUCACUUGGGUUCGUCUACUGUGGAAACUGGGAGUUCUGGAGUAGUUGUCAAGGUUUCGGGCGCCACUGCGAAUUUGAGCAUGAAUUGGAAGUAUUGGUACACUGCGCGGCUAAUUCCAGUCUCGAUUUCCGACGAAGGAAGCGCCUCUGUCCAGGUUGAAGAUAUGGAAGUUGUUCUUAACCUCACUCUAAAGACUGUAGAAGGAUCUCUGGCUGUUGCUCUCGUGGAUUGUGGAUGCUAUGUGAAUGAUAUUUCCAUAACGUUGGUUGGAGGAGCAUCUUGGCUUUAUCAAGGAUUGGUCGACGCCUUCCAAAGUAAAAUCAGUUCUGCUGUUGAAGACGGCGUAUCUAAGAAAAUAAACAGUAGAAUUGUCAAACUGGAUUCCUUGUUGCAGUCUCUUCCUAAAGAAGUACCGGCGACUGACAUUGCCUAUCUGAAUGUUACACUUGUCGAUGACCCAAAGCUGAGCGAAUCAUCGGUUAAUGUUGAAAUCAAUGGGCUGUUCUUCACCAAGCAUGAGAUCACACUUUCUAGCCACUCCCAUAGAUCUCUAGAACCUUCAUUGUCAUGCGAGGAAUCGGAUGAGAUGGCCAAAGUUUCAAUCCAUGAAAAAGUUCUUCAAUCAGCAUCAUCGGUUUACUACAAGGCGAACAAGAUGCAUUGGAUUGUCGAGGAAGCACCCAAUGAGUCUCUCUUGAACACGAGUGAAUGGCGAUUCAUUAUCCCACAGCUUUACAAGAUGUACCCUAACCGUGCCAUGAAUCUGAACAUCUCAGCGUCCUCGCCACCAACAAUCAAACUCGAAAAACAGCAGGUCGUGGCAACAACUCCUUUCGAUGUGGUGAUUGGCGUUUUGGACGAGCUGGGAGCAAUCCCCAUCGCAUGCAUUUCCACAGUGAUUAGUUCUUCCUUAACUGCUGAAUUUUCAGGGAACGAUGCUGUGACAGGGACUGUGAAACUGAAUAACUUCACCAUGCAUUUAAGGUGGAGCGACAUUGGGAAUUUACACAUUGAUUUACUCCAAGGCAUAAUUUCAACCAUGGUGAGGACCGUUGUCGUGCCGUACAUCAAUGUAAAAUUUAGCGGCGGAUACCACAUACCGGCUUUCCAUGGCUACGGGCUUCAACGUGCUCAUAUCCACAUUAUGGAUUCUUGGAUAGUGAUAUGCAGCGACGUGGCGCGCGUAAAACAACUGGUCAGUAUUAUUUAAUCGACAGAAGAGCUUUUCGACAUUAAACAUUGUCCCAUUGUCAUCUAUGAAUUCCUCGAUCACACCGGAUGGAUACCCGAUUGAUUGUUUCGAAGUUGGAGUGUGGAAUUUUGGGCACAGUGUACUGACUGUUCAUGCUCUACUAUUUUGUCGUGGAUUCGGAUUUGAAUCGCGGACAUAGGCGUGCAGCAAAUGGGUAAGUUUGAUUGUGUUUUAGAGUUAAAAUUAUUUUUGUUAUAGCGUGAAAUUGAACACAUUUUAGAUUGAAGAGUUCCACGUUAAAUGUUAUGGUGGUUUGCUUGUUUAAA
Molecule: messenger RNA, 1874 nt
Organism: Andrographis paniculata
Lineage: Eukaryota; Viridiplantae; Streptophyta; Magnoliopsida; Lamiales; Acanthaceae
Product: putative BPI/LBP family protein At1g04970
Exons: 5
Coding region: 97-1566 (489 amino acids)
Molecular function (GO): lipid binding
Source: RefSeq, a predicted model, not a curated record